AUGGCAUCCAGUGACCCACUGGCCAGUCGAAAAGAAAGUGGUAUUUGGGACAAAAGUGUCGAGGCUCUUCAAAUGGACUCGGCUAUGCCUCUGUCUGUCCCUGGGGCUUAUUCUCCUCCUGCAGUGUGUCUCUGCAGUAAGCUGUCCCCUAACAGGAGAGCCCUUUUCUGGAGACAGGAUGCUGUGACAUCAAAACCAGUAAUCCAGUUUCAAGGAAGCCAAGGGCACAUCGCAAUUCCAAGGCCUGAUCGACCUACGGAAGUGCGGACUUUCACAUUUUAUCUUUCAAAUAUUGGCAAGGACAGCCCCCAAGGGAGUUUUGACUGUAUCCAGCAGUAUGUAUCUAGCAAUGGCAAUAUCCAUUUGGAUUGCCUUGGAAGCAUACAGGAUAAAAUCACUGUGUGUGCUACUGAUGAUUCCUACCAGAAGGCGAGGCAAAGCAUGGCACAGGCAGAGGAGGAGACUCGCAGCCGGAGCGCUAUAGUCAUUAAACCUGGGGGGAGAUACGUAGGCAAAAAAGUUCAGGUGCGUAAACCUGCACCAGGAGCUUCCGAUGCUGUUCCCUCCAGGAAGCGCCCAACGCCAGUCAACCUUGCCAGUGCAAUAAAGAGAGGCAAUAGUGCGAUUUCUCAGAGACCCUUCAAAGAUAGGGUUGUGCACUUACUGGCACUAAAGCCUUAUAAGAAACCUGAACUUAUUCUCAGAUUGCAGAAGGAUGGACUUUCUCAGCAGGACAAGGAUUUGCUGGACAACCUUCUGCAACAGGUGGCAAAUUUGAGUGCCAAGGACAGCACUUUCACACUGAAAGACUGUGUAUACAAAGAAGUGCAGAAGGACUGGCCUGGCUACUCUGAAGGAGAUCAGCAGUUGCUGAAGAGGAUACUUGUUCGGAAGCUCUGUCAGCCGCAGAACAGCAGUGGUUUUCAAGGAGAAGCGCCUUCCCUGAGUCCACCAAAAGACAACGUGAACUCCAGCUCUCCUCCUCAGAAACGAUCCCAGCCUCUGGAGUUUAUCGAUCCCCUGGCCAACAAAAAGCCCAGGAUCUCCCAUUUGGCUCACAGAACUCAACCCACUUUCAAUGGGAAACUGAACUCCUCCAACGGGAAGGACGCCCCUGCCCCUGCCCUGCCACCGGCUCUCCCGGAGUCGGUGAGCUCCAGCUCCAGCCUCCCGGUGCUGGAGCUGCCGAGGCCUCACGAUCCCCUUUCGGAUGUCAGCAAUGACCUGACUCACAACGGCAGAGACUGUGAGAACCCGGAGACGGCUGACAGACUGACUCAUCCUUUGUCAACAGACUGUCCCCAAACGAGCAAGCACAAUUGCAGCUCGUAUGUAAAAACCAAGAAAAAAUCCAAAAAGCACAAAGACAAGGAAAAGGAGAGGAAGGAGAAGAAAAGUGAAGAGAAAUGCAAAGAGGAGAAGCAGGACUGUGAAGUAGUAAAAAAUGCUGACUUAGUUAGUGUUCCCCAGGAGCAGGUCACAGGUUUAAAUGGAACAUGCAAUAAUUCUAGCGUACCAACAUCAACUUCAGAAAUGCCAGAUUAUUUAUUAAAAUACGCAGCCAUUUCCUCUUCGGAGCAGCGUCAGAGUUACAAAAAUGACUUCAAUGCGGAAUACAACGAGUACAGAGACUUGCACGCCCGGAUAGAGAGGAUAACUCGACGGUUUACGCAGUUAGACGCCAAGCUGAAGCAGCUUUUGCAGGGCUCUGAAGAAUAUAAGACCAUCCAUGAUCAAACACUGCAUUCUCAUUUUUCUUUACAGACUAACCCCAAUUACAGCCAAGAGAAGAACCGCUGCGAAUACCUCCACAACAAACUGGCUCACAUUAAAAAACUGAUAGCAGAGUAUGACCAACAGCAGUUUUAG
Molecule: messenger RNA, 1869 nt
Organism: Leptosomus discolor (cuckoo roller)
Lineage: Eukaryota; Metazoa; Chordata; Aves; Leptosomiformes; Leptosomidae
Source: RefSeq, a predicted model, not a curated record